AUGUUAACUGAAAAAGCGCGUGUGCCAGAUGUACGAAUACAGGGAGGCUUCGCUUCGUCGCAUAUAGCCUUCAAUCUGCUCAUCACUCCAGUAUCCAACAUUUUCCUUAUUCUAAAACGGGCGCUGUUAGACUUCUUAACGUCGAAAGGUUACCCACAAGAGAAGUACAAAGUUAUUUCUAGGUGGCCUAGAAGAGACCUGACAGCGGAAUCUCAGAGCAGCACACUGAUCGCACUCGAGCUAUAUCCACAAGAAACCAUCAUUCUAGAGGAGCGGUGA
Pieris macdunnoughi is the source of this 279-nucleotide messenger RNA. The record is from the annotation of a GenBank genome assembly. NCBI's taxonomy places the organism in Eukaryota, Metazoa, Arthropoda, Insecta, Lepidoptera, Pieridae.